This is a messenger RNA of Rubroshorea leprosula, 1630 nucleotides long. NCBI's taxonomy places the organism in Eukaryota, Viridiplantae, Streptophyta, Magnoliopsida, Malvales, Dipterocarpaceae. The record is from the annotation of a GenBank genome assembly.
UGUUUCAAAAGAAAAGUGUAAUGGCCGUCUUUGGAUAUAGGCAUAUGUGUUACAUUCAUCUGUGGGCAGGCUAAUGUUUGUGCCAUUGGUGCUGUGUUAGAAAAGCAUGUUGGUGAUGAGAAGCUAGUGGAUUGAUACUAAUUAACACAAUCCAAACAGAGCAGAGGAGAAUUUCCUAUGACUUGCAAAUGAUGUGGGAAAGAUAGUUCUUAUGAGCUUGUUCCUUUCUAAGCAAGCAUUUUCAUAUUGGUGAAGACACAACAUAUACCAGGCACAUGUAAGCCAAAGUUUAUCUUCCGGAUACCAUGCAUUUUGAGGAUGCAUCUGGACUGAAGUGGAGAAGGAAAUGCUAGCUCUCAGCAGCAAAUUACAAGUGCCUUAGAGCAGAUGUAUGGUGCCUCUACUUUCAGUGGAGGAAGUGGAGAACAUGGAUUCAGGGAUCUAGUUUGGCACACCAUGUUUGAGAAGGAUAAGAGAAAACUUAUUUAGGGUAUUGACUCCUCAGAUGUUGUUCUCCAGGUUUUGGAUGCUACAUGUUAGGGACCCACAAGGUACAAGAUGCCUUCAUCUAGAGAAGCAUUUGAAAGAAAACUGCAAGCAUAAACAUGAUUCUUCUGUUAAACAAGUUUAGUCUCAUCUUCUAGCUGUAUUUAUAAGGCUGCGACAGCUUGUGAACACUUGUAGUUCCCCCUUUUCACUGUGAGAUUGUUUACGCUUGGGCUACAAAGGGGUGGCUUAGAAUAUUAUGAAAGCAUUUCAUGCUUGCAUCAAUAGGUCAUUUUGCAAGGUAAGUAAUACAUUUCACUUUCUCUCUCUCUCUUUCUCACAUGCACACAAAUGCUGGAGAAGCUCCCCUUCUUUUAGUUUAAGGCAAAUGUUGAAGGAAAACCUUAAUCUACCUAGAAAAAUAUUCUAUGCAAAGUACUUUGUAUAUUUUUUGCGUUUUUAGCUACUAACUUGUAUUGACUCAGCAUUAUCAUUUGUCUUUUCUUUUCUCAUUGCACACGGGGUUCUCUGUUGUCAACUUUGACACAAUUUGCCUUCCUAACAAGUGACAAGCAAGCAAUAUCUGUGGGAUUUGUUGGGUAUCCUAAUGAUGGAAAGUCUUCUGUUAUUAACAUAGGUCCUAAAAAUGUGCUGCCUCUUUAUGGCUUCUUCUGUUGCAUUAUUCAUGAAAAUUUGUGUUUCUAUGCCCUUGAAUGUUGAAGGGAUAAAUGUGCCCAUCACUAUGUUCCAAACUCUAUCUAACAUGUUUAUUAACUCUUAUCUAAGAUCUGAUUUCUCUAGAUGCUUUUAAGUAUAGCACCAUAUCUGUUUGUCAACAUUGUAGCCAAAUGAAUGUCUUGCAACUGUUUGAUUUUUUAACUACUGUUAUAUUUUAGGCACCUAUCUAUCUACUUCGUUUAUGAGGUCAGUGGUUCAUCUAAUAUAAUUGUUUGCUUUUCUAAAAGGUUUGCAAAGUUGCUUGAUUCUUGGGUAGACUAAGUUGUGGCAGUACAUAACACUCACAAAAAUGAUCUCCAUUGACUACCCUGGAGUUGUUUACCAGAACAGUGACUCUGAAACAAAUAUUGUACUAAAGGGUAUGCCAUGUUCGAUCAACUAAUUGCCUGCACUUUCUUCUGCCCUU